GGCACCUGGCUGGGCUGCUGGCUGCUGGCCCGACGUGUGGGAACAUUUACCAGGGCUUCUCCGACUGCGUCUUGAAGCUGGGGGAAAAUAUGGCCACGUACGAGGAGAUGGAGAGCGCGGAGCUGCAGGGAUUGCACCGGGUCUGCGGGUACUGGGAUGAAUUUCACGUGUGCGCCCUGUCCGCGCUCUGGGAGUGCCAGAAAGAAGCAGCGGCCGCCUGGGAGACGCUGAAAAGGGAGUCGCAAAAGAUCAAGUUUCCAGGCAGCUUGUUUGAGCUCUGUGGCCCCGGCGCAGCCCCAGGCUCUGCCUGGACGCGCGUGCCCGACGCGUCCAUCCUCGGCAUCCCGCUCCUGGUCACUUGGCUGAACUGGUAA
Molecule: messenger RNA, 374 nt
Organism: Tinamus guttatus (white-throated tinamou)
Lineage: Eukaryota; Metazoa; Chordata; Aves; Tinamiformes; Tinamidae
Source: RefSeq, a predicted model, not a curated record